CGUUGUUUGUAUAAUAUGCUAAAAACGCAAUAGAGUUAAUUUAUCUUCUUGAUCGUUUGCAAAGCAUAUUAAUAUGAUAGUAUGAUGUUAUUGUUAUGUAAAUCUUAGUUAAUAAUUAAAAUCUAUAAAAGAACUAAUGGAAAAUGGCUAGUGCUCUAGGACCAGCCGAAAUGGAUGGAGGCUGGGCAGAAUUUUGCGAGCGUCAUGCAAAAUUAAUGUCUCAAGAUUUUGCUAAAGCCUGUGUACAAUAUAUUGCCGUAAAUCUACCGGAAAACGCUAGGAACAGUGUCUCUCACAGAGAUUUUAUGAAAAAGUUUAUUGAAUGUUUUCAAGAACAAUUUGAAAUAGAUUUCAAUAUUAAACGUCGUUUGCAUCAAAAUCACAAGUUAACAAACGGGUCAACAGUAUUAGAAGAGAGCGAUUAUAGCGAGGACACAGAUAGUCCUAAAACACAACAUAAACCAUUUUUUAGAAGAUUGAGUUUUAAAGGUCUUCGAAAAGGUAGAAACUUCUUCAAUAAGCAAAAUUCUGAUGACAGCGAUGUGUCAGGGCGCCAAGCUAAAACUAAAUUAGCAAAGAUUGUUGUAGAAUGUAGAAAGGAAGGUUUAGUUAAUUAUCUGACCCCUGAAAGCUUAGAGCAACCUGGGGGGCCACAGAAAUGGGAAAGAUGUCGAUUGGCUUUAGUUAAAACUGUCGGAGGCUACAUGCUAGAAUUUUAUUCUCCACCAAAAGCAACAAAGCCAAGAAGUGGAGUAUUUUGUUUUCUUGUUACUGAAGCCCGAGAAACCACAGCACUUGAAAUGCCUGAUCAUGAGAACACAUUUGUCUUGAAGGCAGACAACAAUAUGGAAUAUGUUAUUGAAGCUCACGAUACCGAUGACAUGAGAUCUUGGUUAGCAACAAUAAAAUACUGUAUGAGAAGCCCUCCAAUGGCUUUGAAUGCAUCUCACAACACAAACAAUGCUUCUGGAAAUCCUACUUCUCCUUCUUCAGGUGUGGGCGAUUCAGGUGCUGAUGCUUUAGUUCCAGAGUUACCACCAAGGAGAGCAGGAGACAGAAUUUCAAGUUCAAGUAAUUUUGAACUUGGAGAGGAUCUCGAACCUGUACCUGAAACAGAUACAGAACUUACAUCUCAGUUAAGAGAAUAUCCUUGGUUUCAUGGGACAUUGGCGAGAUCUGAAGCAGCUCAGCAAGUUUUACAUAGUGGCUCUUCUGGUCAUGGUGUAUUUCUAGUCCGACAAAGUGAAACAAGGCAAGGAGAAUUUGUUCUCACUUUUAAUUUCCAGGGGCGAGCAAAACAUUUGCGCAUGACCCUGAAUGAACAAGGCCAAUGCAGAGUGCAGCACCUAUGGUUUCCUACUAUAUUUGAUAUGCUAGAUCAUUUUAGACAGAAUCCUAUACCAUUAGAGAGUGGUGGAACUUCAGAUGUGACUCUUACUGAUUAUGUGGUGUAUGGCGAUGGUGCUCUUAACAAUUCUCAAGGCCCAUUUAAUAUGGCUGACAUCCGACUAAGGUCCCAUGAAAUAUUGGAAAAUUGCGAAGUUCGUGCAGUGGAAAACCAGUACAGUUUUCUAUAAUGACAUUUUAAACUGUUUUUAUAAAGUGGAUUGAGUAGCUUUAAUAAUGUCAGUUAAGUAAUACUCAGGAAUAAAAAUUUAGAGAUUAUUGGUUUAAAAAAA
This is a messenger RNA of Ctenocephalides felis (cat flea), 1679 nucleotides long. Its product is annotated as SH2B adapter protein 2-like. Gene Ontology annotation, cellular component: plasma membrane. The transcript has 6 exons. The record is from RefSeq and is a predicted model, not a curated record. Gene Ontology annotation, biological process: intracellular signal transduction. The coding region runs from base 144 to 1577 and encodes 477 amino acids. NCBI's taxonomy places the organism in Eukaryota, Metazoa, Arthropoda, Insecta, Siphonaptera, Pulicidae. Gene Ontology annotation, molecular function: transmembrane receptor protein tyrosine kinase adaptor activity.